This is a messenger RNA of Diuraphis noxia (Russian wheat aphid), 1772 nucleotides long. RefSeq lists its product as uncharacterized. Lineage: Eukaryota; Metazoa; Arthropoda; Insecta; Hemiptera; Aphididae. The record is from RefSeq and is a predicted model, not a curated record.
UGACGACCGCCGAGCACGAGCUCGCCAAUGCCACUAUCUCCUCGACGGCCUGCGAGUGUGCAUGGGCACAUUCCCAUUCGCGACGCUACCAUCGUCCACCUGGAUUCUUGGACGGAGCGGAAGACGACCACGGUGCACGCCGCCAUCGUCGGACGACGCUGCACACGAUAGCCGCGGUGUGGCCGUCGCAGAGCCUGCUCUGCACUCGUUCCGGUAACGACAGACGACGCACUGAGCAGAUGAUUAAGCCAAAAAUGAAAGAACGCUAUCGGAAACAAAAAUUUUUGAAAAAUUUUGGUCUACAACCAAAUAAAACUCAGAGGCCUGUGGAAGAAGAAAAUGAUAUCAAUAUAUGCGAACGAGUAUGUUUUUAUUACUUCGAUGAUGAUGCACAAGUGGUAUGCCGCGGUUGUUAUAAAACCUUUAAAACUUGGUUAAAUUUUCGAUUGCAUUUUAAUACAUUAUCAUGUCAUACAACUGAAACAAAUUACAAACUUAAUACUUAUAACGAUGUCUAUAAAAAAUACAAGUUAAAGAAAGCCAAGACUAAGAAAAAAAUUAAUGACCGUUUAAGUGCUGCACAACUUAUGGAUUUGGAAACUUUGAACACACGCAAAACAAGAAAAAGAUGUUACCAAAACACAAGAGCGGUUGUGAUUGCUUCCAAAUCUUCAUCAGACUCUGGUUCAAUAAAUUCAGAUAAAUCGACRGUAAAGAUAUUGAAGAAGAAAGAAGUUAUUGAGAACUAUAUAAGUAGCGAUGAAAGUGUAGAGGAGUCAAAAACAAAACCAAAUGGUUACAAUGCUGUUGAAGUUAAAGACAUUCCUAGAAGUACAAAAUCCACAAUUCCAAAAUCACCUCAUAAUAAUCAGACAACUCUAACCAUUAAAACAGAAUGGAAUGCCAAUGACUUAUCACAGGUUUCUUCAGACGACAAUUCGUCAAAAUCUGCUCAUUGUCCACCAAAAUAUAGUCCCAAAAAAGAUCAGGCAUUAAAAUACCAGUAUGUUUGUGUUAUUUGUGAUGCACAAUUUUUGAGUAAAUGUUCACUGACUAUGCACCAAGUACAGCAUAUCAAAUCAGAUCGCAGUAGUUACAGCGUUUUUAUGGCUGCAUUAACUCAAUCUGCUCGAGUGUAACAUGUCAAUAUAUAUUAUUCAUGAUACAAAAGGUAACUCUCGUCCCUAUAAUGAAGUAUCAAGUCCUAUUUAUUUAUUUAUAUAAAAUUAUUUAACUUAAACUGUUUGAUUGAUAUUUAUGGCUGUACAAUUUUAAUUCAAUUUUUAGAAAAUAACAAUUUUAUGUUUGCGUCAUUUAAAUUUUUAUCAUUUGUGGAUUACCAUUACAUUUCACAACAUAAUGUUGUGACCAUUAACGUCUUUCAAACAAAGUAUUAUGAUAUUUAGUUCUAUUUGAAUCCUAUAUUGUUUCUUUUUAUUUUAGACUAAAAUAAUUUUUACCUUAUUCCCACAAUCAAAUUGAGUUUUAGGUAACAGAAAUAUAUUGUUUGGUUAAGCUUAAAGAAAUAGAUAACAACUUGCAACAUUAAAAAGAAUGUUYAUCAACCAUAUCAAAUAUUAUUAAAUGCAUGUAUAUAAUAUUUUUAUUUUUGAAGAAUAAUUGUCAAACUUAACAAUAUCUUGAGCGGCUUUUUCUAUGAGAGUCAAGUCAGUGAUACUUUAAUAUAGGGCACAUUAAACUAUACAAUUUGCUUUUUUUUGUAAAAAAUAAAUUAUUAUUAAAUAUUUAUGUUUAAGACAAAUGUUUUUUAU